Messenger RNA from Arabidopsis arenosa, 791 nucleotides. NCBI's taxonomy places the organism in Eukaryota, Viridiplantae, Streptophyta, Magnoliopsida, Brassicales, Brassicaceae. The record is from the annotation of a GenBank genome assembly.
GUUGAAAACAGAGGAUUUCGGCGAAAAUGGCGAGUGGAGGAGGAUACGGAGACCCGUCGCAGAAGAUUGACUACGUCUUCAAGCUGGUGUUGAUCGGAGACUCUGGUGUUGGCAAAUCCCAGAUACUGUCUCGGUAUGCUAGAAACGAGUUCAGCUUAGAUUCCAAAGCUACCAUCGGCGUCGAAUUUCAAACUCGAACACUUGUUAUCGACCAUAAGAGUGUCAAAGCUCAGAUCUGGGACACCGCCGGCCAAGAACGGUAUAGAGCGGUGACAAGUGCGUAUUACAGAGGAGCGGUUGGAGCGAUGCUGGUUUACGAUGUGACUAGACGUCAAACAUUUGAUCAUAUCCCACGGUGGCUUGAAGAAUUGCGAAAUAACGCAGACAAGAACAUUGUGAUUAUACUCGUUGGGAAUAAGUCUGAUCUUGAAGAUCAACGAGCGAUAUCGAUGGAAGAUGCUAAGGAAUUCGCGGAGAAAGAAGGUCUUUUCUUCUUGGAGACAUCAGCUCUAAAUGCAGUUAAUGUGGAGAGUGCUUUCUCCACUGUUUUGACUGAGAUUUUCAACAUUGUCCACAAGAAAAGUCUUGUUGCUGGUGAAGGAGAAGGUAAUGGUGAUCCUGGAUCGCUUGCUGGUAAGAAGAUUGAUAUUGUUCCAGGUCCAGGUCAGGUGAUUCCAACGAAGAAUAGAUUGUGUUGUAACACUUAGAAGUAACCAAUUCAAUUCUUCAAAUCUUCUUUGUUUUGUAUCCGCAUUUCUCACGUUAUAACCUAAUCAAAGCGCUUUGUGUUG